AUGACUUUGGAUCAAGACAAUGAGAUAAGACAAUUUGUGAUUGAAGAAUACUUUAAUAAAGAACUUCAUUUCGUACUAGCACCUACUCAGAGACCAUAUUUUUAUUCCUCACUGCUUUCAGAAAUAUUUAGGGAUUUUAUUGUAUUUCGAUCAUAUUUUCAAAUCAAACAAUUUUUGGAUGAGAAUCCUGAUCUAAGACCAAAAAAGGUGUUGAUUGUAAGUGGUGGUGGUGAUUUCGGGUCCAUGAAGGCUUUAUUGGGAGAAUUUGAGGAAUGGUUUAAGAAUGGCAGUGUUGGGGCAAUAGAGAUAACAUUGGAGAAUUAUGAUAUGAGCUCAACUGAUUUUAAUUAUUUAUUGGGAUUUAACAAUUUAUCAAGAAUUCAUUUCUCAAAUAAUCCAUUGAUAAAUAUGAAGCGGGGGUUAAUAUUAAAUGAGAAAUUGGCUAACCAUCCUAAUCUUGAAAAUAUUGUAUUUUUGAAGCAUGAGAUUUCUGAAUGGAAAGGAGUGAUGUUGCCAAAAAAAUUGCGAUGUUUAGAUAUAGCAUGGAAUCCUCAAACUGAUUUAUCGACAUUGAUUAUUCCAGAUACGGUAAAAGAACUUUAUUUCAAUCAAUGCAAUAUUAAUGAUUCAGGUAGAGUUAUGAAAAGUUUACCGGCAUUGAAUUUGUCAGUGCUUAUGCUAGCGCACAAUUUUUUCCUGACUUUAGAACUCUCUUAUCUACCACGAACUCUAAUGGCAUUGGACCUAACUUAUAAUAGUAUAAGCUGUAUUGAGGAUCAGACAGGAAAUGGCUGGCCACCUAUGCUAGAGAAUAUUUCAUUAGCUAAUAAUAUGCUUGACGAUUUAGCAUUGGAUGGAAUGCUUGCCAACCAAAUAUACUGGCCUCAGCGGUUAGAGAUAUUAACCGUUGAAGGAAAUAAGAUCAAGACUUUUUCGAAAUUGGGUGAAUUACCAGAAAGUUUAGAGAUACUAGAUUUAUCGCAAAAUAAUGCAGCUUCGUUUUUACAAGAAAAUAAUGGCGAAGUUGCCCUGGAAGGCUAUUUUAAGUUUCCUAGUAAGCUUCGUAUUCUAGGAUUAGAAUGCUGCAGCGGUCUCAACCAGGUGAACAAUCUAGAAAACCUUAGAAAAUAUGGCCGCAUUAGAUUCCCCGAGGGUUUGACUGAGUUGAAUUUAUCAGAAUGUAAUCUUAGUAGUUUGCAUGGGAUACAGUUUCCCAAUUCAUUGAAGAGUCUUGCAUUAUCUGGGAAUCGACUACGGGAGCUUUGUUCAUAUAAUUCACCUGGAGUUAAUUGGACUCAAUUGGUAAAUUUGUCAGAGUUGGAGCUAUUUUCUAAUGGUAUUUCCGGCUUGGAGGAAUGGGAACCUCCAAUUAAACUAACGCGAUUAGACUUGAGAGAGAACUGUCUUGAAUCAAUAUCUUCGAAAUUUCCAUUGUUUGAUAGGUUUUACAAUGCUAAAAUGACACGAUUUACCCAUUUAGAUCUUGGAUAUUGUUGGAUUGAAUCUUUUGAUCCGAAUGUUCGCUUACCUCCUAAUUUGAUCUAUUUGAGUCUUUGUAAUAAUUCAUUCAAGGGACCUAUUUUUAUUCCUGAUGCAUUUAAAGCCGUUCAAACAUUGGAUCUCUCAGAAAAUGAAAUUACCCUGAUCCAGAUUAUAGAUACUGAUGAUGGAGAUAUUAGUAAUAGAUUGAAUAGUUUAGAUCUAUCAAACAAUAGGUUAUUAAAGAAUCAUCGAAAAAACAUGAAAUUUGCAAAUGAAUUUUAUGAUAGGUUAGAGCAAAUGCUAGGAUUAAAAGUUAAGACUAGAAGGUUCAAUGUGAAUUCCCUCCUUCAAUUGGAAUAA
Hemisphaericaspora subhashii is the source of this 1842-nucleotide messenger RNA. RefSeq lists its product as uncharacterized. Lineage: Eukaryota; Fungi; Ascomycota; Pichiomycetes; Serinales; Debaryomycetaceae. The transcript has a single exon. The record is from RefSeq and is a predicted model, not a curated record. The coding region runs from base 1 to 1842 and encodes 613 amino acids. Gene Ontology annotation, molecular function: protein binding.